Leptopilina heterotoma is the source of this 549-nucleotide messenger RNA. RefSeq names its product chromatin-remodeling ATPase INO80-like. Lineage: Eukaryota; Metazoa; Arthropoda; Insecta; Hymenoptera; Figitidae. Bases 1 to 549 code for a protein of 182 amino acids. The record is from RefSeq and is a predicted model, not a curated record. The transcript has a single exon.
AUGUCUGGAAGAUUCAAAAAAUUUGAAGAACUUAGUUCGAGACAGAAAAGAAGGCGGUUAAAUAACAUUCUCGAAAAUAUAAUACAUAUCGAAGAAGAUUCUGAUAGAUUAGAGUGGGACCCAGAAAAUAUUGUUAAUGAAAGUGGUGAUAAUGAUGGAAAUAGUUUUAGCGGUGAACGUGAAAAUGAAAAUAUUGAUGCCGAUACUGGUGAUAACGACAAUUUUAUUGGUAACCAUAAUAAAAGUGAUAAUGAUAUUAGUGAUGCUGAAAGUGAAAGCUCGCAUGAAGAUGACUUUGACGAGAAUUUAGAGAAUGUAGAAGAUCCUGCUGAAAUGGACAGUGAUUCAGAUGUGUUGGAGAACGAAGAAGAAGCUGAUUUAGUAUAUUUACAAAGGAAAGCAUUAAAAAAUGCGUAUUUAACUGCAAAUAUAAAUCUUAGUCAAGAAAAUAUAUUAUUAAAAACCUUGCGAGAGUUUCCUUUCAAUCAAAUAUCCUUACCAAAAGAUGCAAGAACUGUCGUUAACACGCCAACUAUAGUUACCAUCUAA